Messenger RNA from Carcharodon carcharias (great white shark), 11965 nucleotides. RefSeq names its product zinc finger, FYVE domain containing 26 (gene zfyve26). The transcript is spliced from 42 exons. Gene Ontology annotation, cellular component: lysosomal membrane; midbody; centrosome. The record is from RefSeq and is a predicted model, not a curated record. Bases 158 to 7960 code for a protein of 2600 amino acids. Lineage: Eukaryota; Metazoa; Chordata; Chondrichthyes; Lamniformes; Lamnidae. Gene Ontology annotation, biological process: mitotic cytokinesis; regulation of cytokinesis; double-strand break repair via homologous recombination. Gene Ontology annotation, molecular function: metal ion binding; phosphatidylinositol-3-phosphate binding.
UGAAAGGAGGCCGUUCUUCUACCCAAUUUUAAAGCAGCGUCCACGCAAGCUGGUGGUGUUACCCCGCCUCCCCCAAUCACCUCCUGGUUUACCGACAGUGACUUAAAGCAAUGCAUCUUAAAUGGUUUAUUAGCCUAUAGUGCAAAACAUCUUUGCCAUGGAAGAAUCUUCGUCUAGCCUGGCCACUGUGAUGAAGGCUGCGAACAUACAUCCAUUUGGGAGAGAGGAAGAUGACUCACUGGAGAGGCUGUUUAUGUUCUUUUGUGAGCAUUUGCGGCAGGGACACUGGGCCUUGGCACAAGCCUGUAUGCCCCAGUUAAGGCAAUGGCAAAGUGGUGGUGCAGAACAAGUGAAGGAAAUCCUUCAGGCAAUCGUCGUCUGUCCAUACAAGCUAAGGUGGGAGUCGGUUUCUAGUCCUCACCGACUUGCCUGGCUGUGGUUACUGGAGUUGGAACUUUGGUGGUCACAUGAUCAGAUAUUGCUUCCACCAUUUGUCAAGAGUGAGAUUGAAUUCUUUUUGCUCCUGGAGCAGCUGCAGCCACAGAUCUCGCAAGAUGUCAUAAAGGAGCUCCAUGAUAUGUUUUUAAACUGUCAUAAUCCUGAUCUGUUGAUUGAGAAGCAAGAGGACCUCAGUGCCUAUAAACUAAGUCCUGAGGCAUUUUCUUCUUUGUGGGACCUUGUGCCCAGCAGCCCUCAGCUUGUUCAGGCUGUGGUUGCUUAUUUGCUGGUCGAAAAUGGCAACAAUUCUGCUGUGGAAUACAACCACAGGCUACAGAAACUAAUGGUUGACUUUUUGCGGGAUGGUCUAUGUUCGCUGAAGGAGGCUCGCCAGGGAAAGGCCAAGACAGGAUCUGCCAUGGAUAUGGACGAGUGGACCAAAAACCAUAUCUACUCCGUUGUUUCUGUGCUUACUUUUGAUAUGGAAAGGCAGGCCUGUGAAAUCCGACAGUUGUGUGAGGAACUGUAUGAUGCUUGCUGUGCCACAGAAUACGGACUGAGUGAGGAGCGCUUACUUGGCUUUAUGCUUAGAAAAUCGAACCAGACUCUGAUCAGUUUGUACAGCACUGUAUCCAUCCAGAAAAAUAAAGAGAAGCUGGUAGCACAGAUCUCACCUGAAAGAGUGUCUCUUGGACUAUCAGAGGCUGAAAAGGUUACAUUAGCAUCAUUCAUAGACUCUGAGGACCCUCCUUCCUGGAAGGCAGCUUAUUUCUACAGCACAAGUACCAGUAAGCACUUUCUGGAGCAGGUUCUGAUAACUGCCCUGCACUUAAUAAAGCGGGAGGAUUACAGCAUUUUAAACAAAUUGAUGAAGAAGACGUUUAAACCCCUUUCACAGCUCGCAGUGUUGCUGGGCUGGACUUAUUGCCAAAGUCUGGAAUCGACUCAGGCUCUGUUACGCACGCUCCAUCAAAGCAAGGAGCUAUGUUGUGAUGCUGUACUCCAAGAGUUCUGUGGUGGGUUGUCUUCUCAAAUCGAGGUUCUUGAGUGGUGUUUGAAAAGGAACAGAAACAGCAUUCCUGAGAAGGAUUUUGUUCGGCAUUUGCACAGUCUGGACUGCCAUUCUGCUUUGUAUAGUCUGCAUCACUUUACCGACCUGCCUGCACUGAAAGUGGAAGAUGUCAUUGACCUCCUUCAGAAGCAACCUGCUAAUGGCAAGGAUGAUGACAAUUGUGCAAGAUCUCUGAGCAUGAUUCAGAGGCGAAAUGUGACGUUGUACCAAGCGUUGUGUGCCAUCAAGUAUGCCAUAUAUGCACUCUGUAUAAAUGCACAUCAGCGAUCUUUGUGUAAGAACUGUCCAUAUUGGUUAUUGGAUGCAGCUGUUAAAGAUGUUUCACUUGAAAAUGAUCAACUAUGUAGUCAAGGUUGUUCUCCAGUUUUCAAGUUGUAUUUGUCCAGAUGCCAGAAGUUUCUGCAUGCGAUCCCCGCGCCUUUCCGUUUAGAGGUGUUGGAGAAUAUAUUCUCAUUAUUAUUCUUGUCCUACAAUGACCUCAAUGGGAAAAAAACUGGACACGAAGGACAGUUUUGCCUUGAAGAACAGGGAGACACUGAACAAAUACAGACAGGACCGGGUUUUGACAGUAUUGUAGAACACUUAGAAUCCACAAUAGAAGUUGUGGGUAAUGAUGCUGUGCAUUGUGAGCACUUGACCACUGGGUUGGAAGAGAAGGUUGCACAAAACAGCUCAGGAGGCCUUUAUAAUGGCUGCGCACAGAAGCUGAAGAUGACAAACUUAAUGCCCGGGUCUGCAGAAGACGAUCCAACAGAACAGCUAGAAUACCUGAAUCUGAGGCAUUUUACCAUGAACACAAACCGUGGGAAUGAUUUUUUAGUGAAUGCGGUGACGAUGAACAUAUUUCUAGAGAUGAUAAAGGAUCACCUGGAGGCAAUGAAAUGCCAUAUUCCUUGGACACCUGGGAAUGUAUCUAAAGAAGAUGUGCAGCUUGUGGAAUGCCUGAAUUGUUCAGUUAGUGCAGACUCUUUUGGCAGCCGAUUAGCCCAACUUUCCAGGUAUAUCUGUGAAGCCCAGUGGAGGUACAAAGUAGUAACAAGCAAUAAAACGACCGAAGGUGACUUGCCGUGCUUCACUAAAAAGCACCCACCUUCGUCAAAGCACUCCACACUAAAGAGGCGAAGCAGAGUACGAAGAAACAGGAUGGAACAUCGAGCCAGUUCACACUUGACGGUGGAGAGCGUGAGUGGAGAUUUAAGUACUAGCACCUCAGAUGGCGGGAGUGUCGUAAAUUUGGCUGUAACAAAUGAACAGGGAUUUAAAUCUCAAGUUCCCAGGCAUAAUCUUCUACUUCCCAUGAUGUUGGCUCCACCAGAGUCUCUUCUUGUUUCUUGCAUCCUGAGAGGAAACUAUGCUCAAGCACACCAGGUAGUGUUGAUGUUUGAGUUGCAGUCUUCUUACAGCUAUGGUGAACUGAUCUUUAUGGAACAGUACCAACAAGUAAUCAAUGAACUUGCCAAAGUAGAACAGAAAAUGGAGAACAAAGGCAUAGACAACACCAGUCGCAAAUUAAGUGUUGGGAAAUUCACACUUCAAGCAAUUGGCGAUGCUGCAGCAGCAGGUAUGGUAUUUUAUUCCAUUUCUGAUGUCAUUGAGAAGCUGAUUAAUUCAUCCGCGGUUGCCAACUCAGCAUUUCUAGAGGACUUCUGGAAGAGUAAAGUACAAAUUGAACCAACUAAUCCUCUCCAUGAGAUUCUGGAGGAUCUUAGUGGUCCUUCUAUGGCUGUCUUUGACCUGGCUUGUACCCAGUGCCAAUUGUGGAAAACCUGUAAACAACUCCUGGAAACUGCAGAAAGGAGACUUACUGCUACUUUUGAAGCCAAAGGCAGAAAGGUUGACUGUGCUCGUCGUCAUCCUGAUGGAAUCCAAGGUUUUCCUACAAUCCUUCAACGAACGAGCAAGAUCCUGAACUAUUCCCAUAGUUCGCAUGGACCAACCAAAGCCAAGCCUACUGAGGACAAAGUCGCCAGCCACCUCAACUGCAGUGUGACAGAGCUCCUACUAACAUGUUACCCUGCACUUUCCGAGGACUGUGUCACUUCACAUCUCAGCUUAUCAGAGCGCUUGGAGCAGAUCACAAAGAAACUUCAAACAGCAAUAACGUCUCCUGAGGCAAAAGGAAAUAUACUCAACUGCUUGGAACAAACAAACUCUCGAUCUCAAGAUCCAGAAGGGCACACCACCCGGAACCAGAUGAAGCAAUUGCUGAAGAAUCUAGACCAGCAGGUCCAUGAUGUGAUAGAAAACCAGAAAAGAGCAGACUAUGUGCGUAGCGUGUUUGACUACAUUAACACGCUUGCAGCAGUGCUUAUUCGAAGUAUGAACCGAGAUAUGGAUCGAUUUGCAGAGGUAAAAGUAGGAAAUCCCUUCAUAGUUCUGCAACAGACUCCAUCACAACUGCUUGCACAUCUGCUUUUUGAGAAAUCAACUUCACCUGAACGGUUGUUCAUGUUACUGCACAACGAAGAAUUGAACCUGAGUGUACAGCAGAUUAUAGUUAACUGCUGCUGUGAUUGCCUUCCUCUGUGGAGCACCAGCAAAUUAAGUCAAUGCCCAACUUUUCUCGGUGAAGUAACUAAGCUAAUUGAAGAGCACACAAAACACUGCCUGCCUGAUUUGGGAAUCAUCUUCCCAAGUUCACCCCAUCUGGCAGAAGAAAAUCUGAAAGAUGAAUCCCCAGAUUCUUCCUUGGGACCAUAUUCUCUCAUUCCCUCUGCCCUGAAUUUCAUCAAGUCUCGUUCAAAGUUACUCGCAGUCCUUGUCUGUCUAACAGUGACACAGGGUCAAAGGGCAUUGAAACAUGGUCUGUCAUGGAAGGAGCGCUUGAGUGGUCGCACGGAGGCACCCCUUGACAUGGAACAGAUCUCCAAGGAGUGUGAACAGUUAAUGAAGGAAUUUCCAGUCCUUGAGCACUUUCUUUCUACAAUGGCUGAACCUUUUCCUGGAACUCAUGAAGGAGCUGCCAGUCUUGAGGACUCUUUGUGUGGUAACCCGUGCACGACCCUUUUGCUGUCAGGCCUUCGUUCUGAGGUAGCUGUAAGCACACUCACAGAAACCUUCAGACAAGUCCUGUGUGAUGGUCACUGGCUCAGAGCAUUGAAAAUUCUUGAUUUGUAUGGUGCUGAGACUGAAGAGUUUGAGAAACUGAAAGAUAUCCUGCUUAGCUGUGCUGUUGUGGAAGCAGAGAAAGAAGGUUGGAGGUAUCUGUUCCGUAUAAGAGAUGCAAUUCUACGGGCAAAGCUUGUUCUCCACUGCUCAGAGAAAUGGCCCCUUGAUGCUUGCCUUGAAGUUCUGUUGUAUUGUCUAAGUGACCCCAGUACAGAUAAAAGCGAGUUAAAAUCAGAUCUGCACACCAAGAAGAAGGAACUGCAGGUUUACGAGAAGGUCCUCAAUCUGAGAUCUCUGGUACCUUGGUCUAGCUGGCAGGAACUGCGGACUGAAUCCACUGAGAACCCACAGGCUGUGAUGGACGUCAUUUUGCAGGCUGGGGAGUUUGAGCUUUGCGAAGCUUGGAUCCAGCUGCACCCUGUAUCAGUACACUUUACGAUGAAACUCAGGCGUGAAUAUCUCCUUCACCUGCUUGAGAAAGGAGACAGAGAGAGAGCGUUCCAGCUCUUGCAGGGAAUCUCUGAUUCUGAUAUGUGCCAAGCUGUAUGUGAACAGGCUCUGGAUCAGCAUCCAGGACUAGCUGCUUGCCACUUUCUGGCCAAUUACCUUACCAUGCACUUUCAUAAGAAUCUGUCUGCUGCACGCCAUCAUGAAAUUCAAUCAAUGCGCAUUGGAUCAAAGCUUUUACUAACUCUACCAAAUUCAGCACGCGAUGUCUAUUCACAUCUGUCAUCGAACCCAUUGCUGAUGCUGGAGCAGCUACUCAUGAAUAUGAAAGUAGAUUGGGCAUCAGUGGCUGUGCAGACACUUCAUCAUUUGCUUAUGGGGCAAGAAGCUGGUUUUGCCAUUGAAGACAUUGAUAGCCUUCUUUCUAAAUAUGCAACCAAGGCCCUUGAAGUUCCAUAUGCGGUGCGAGAGAAAGCACGAUCAGAUUCUGUGAUCAACCUACAAGAUUUGCUCACUCAGAGUACAGGACCACAGAAUUUUACCUUGUCAUCAAACAUUGAGCGCACACCAAGUAUGUCUUCUGUUAACUCCGCUCUCCACGGACCAACUAACCCUCAAGAAGGAUCCCAUCGAAGGUCUAAAUCAAUCGGUGAAUUUGUUCCUCCAGAAAACCCACCUGCCAAGAAAGACUGGGUACCUGACAAUAAGGCAUUGUUUUGCAUGGUCUGUUGGAAGGAGAGGUUCACCAUGUUCAAUCGACGACAUCACUGCAGGCGCUGUGGGCGUGUCGUUUGCCAGUCUUGUUCAACAAACAAAAUGGUGAUUGAGAACUGCAGGGAGAGCCCAGCACGAGUUUGCGACCAAUGUUAUCAUUCUUAUCAUGUAAAUGAGAAAGAACAACUAGAUCAAGGAGAAGAUCCCAUGAGUUGUGGUGAAGGUGGUUCGGAUCUUGCUGUAGCACUGCAGAUGCCGCGGGUUUCCGAAGUACAAUGGAACUUGACUCUGAACGAAGAUGAGAAUGAAAAUGAGCGCUGUGAGUUUUUCUACGAGCAGGCUCCCAGUGCUUCCUUGUGUAUUGCCAUCAUGAAUCUGCACAGCAAUAGUAUGGUGUGUGGCCAUCAGUUGAUAGAUCACUGCAGCAGACUGUCUCGAGCAUUAACAAACCCAGAAGUGGAUUCCUGUCUUUUAAUGGAUAUCAUGAAGCAACUUCUUUUCAGUGCUAAAAUGAUGUUUGUGAAGGCAGGAAGGAGCCAAGACCUAGCCCUUUGUGACAGUUAUAUCAGCAAGGUGGAUGUAGUGAAGAUUUUAGUUGCUGCUAACUACCAGGAUGUACCUUCUCUGGAGCAAAUCCUUAAACCAGCAGCCAUUACAAGAUUGAGAAAUAAGCUUUUGGAAACUGAAUACUAUGCACUGGCUGUUGAGGUUUCAACUAAGAGUCUACUGGAUCCAGGUGGAGUCUGGCAUGCUUGGGGGUUAGCCUGCCUCAAAGUGGGGAACCUGUCUGCAGCUCGGGAGAAAUUCAGUCGCUGCUUAAGGCCACCAUUUGACCAAAACCAACUGAAUCUCGGUCCUCCACUCUUGCAAGAAAUAAUGCAGCACCUAGAGACAUCUGUUAGACCAGUCUUGCCUGUGCAACAGGACGACGACAUUCUUGCCUCCCUGAAAGAAUUGGAGGCUGUUCUGAAGGGUGAAGGUGCAGGCUUUGAAACUAUGGGGGAUGGGAAGAUCAAACAUCAGGUCUUUUAUCAAGAGUGCCUCUUCUACUUGCAAACUUAUGGCACUAACUUGGCCAUCAUUAGUUUUUAUAUGAGACACAACUGCAUGAGAGAAGCAUUGCAGCACCUGCUGGAUAAGGUUUGCCCUGAAGAGGUGUUCAUACGAGGGAUUUUCAUACCAAGUUAUGAAACUGGAAAACUGCAUGCUCUAGAAAACUUGAUGGAACAUAUGGAUCCAAGCCUGGAGAGAUGGAGUUGCCAUCUAAUUGCAUCCUGCAAACAUUUGCAAACAAGGGGUUUCUUCAACAUUCUGUACGACCUGCAGCAAUUUAUGAAGGAUCACACGCGAGCAGCCAUGACGUGCAUCAGGUUUUUCAGUCACAAAGCUGAAUCCUAUAGAGAACUGGGAGCCAAGCAGGGUUGGCUGACGGAAGCUAAGGGUCACCUGAAAACAUAUUUGCAAGAAGUGUCUAACCGCAGCUCGUUGAGAAAGAAAAUUAUCAGCUCUUUUCGCAAAAAAAUGUCUGCGGCGGAUGUCUCAAGGUACAUAAAUACAAUUGAGCUGCAGAUUGAAGUAACCAAGUUCUUGCAUCGGUGCGAGAACUCAGGAACUUCAAGGAGCAGUGGACCGCCUGCCAAUCUCUUUGGGAAUACUAAAAUGAAGAUGGAAGUUGCAUGCAAGGUUCUGCUUGGAGGCAAAAAUAUUGAAGAAGGUUUUGGAAUUUCUUUCAGAGUUAUUCAGGACUUUCAGUUGGAUGCAGCUGCUGUGUAUGAUAAAACCGCAAAACAUCUUCUGCAACAUCGCAAGUUCUGUCAAAUAAAACAGUUGCUGAAAUGUGUUAGUGAAUCAGGAGUAGCUAGCGGCGAUGACACCGAUAACCUCCUCAUCCGGUUUAUUGAAGGUGGUGAUGAACAUCUUUCACAGUCAAAAGACCUAGAGAAACUGAUUCUUGAAAUGAAGAAAGAUGAAAAUAAGAUUAAAGCUUUCUUGUCGUGUAGUAAGUACCGUUCUGCUUACUUGGUUGCCGUGAAGCUUGACCUGGUGCAGGCAGUGCAUGUUGUACGGGAAGUGCUGGAAGCUGCUGAAGGAGCUGGAGAUGAACUCAUACCGAAGAUCUGUAGGGACUGGCUGAAAUCACAUCAGCUUAAGACUCUGUCACAAAAGACCCACAGCAAAUGAUUUGAAGGGAAUGUGAGGACAAACAGAAUUGUAACUACUACCUCAAGAAAAUUUGCCAUGAAAUAUUAUUAGAUUCAACAAAAAAAGAAAGAGAAUGAAGUUGUAAAAAUUCAUUGUACAAUUAUGAGUAUGGCGGUAUAAUUUUGUGACGUUACCUGAUGAAGUGUUUUGUUACUUUUUUUUGGUUUGAAUUUUAAAAAGUAAUUGUUGAACUCUUUCUGUUCUCACCCACUCAUCUGCAGCCUAUUGAUUCCGGACUUAUUCCAAGUUAACUCACUGGUAAGCUGUUGACUUCUGUCAAGACAGGCAUUGACUACAAACAGUUGUUUGGAAUGUGGCACUGAAAUGACUGGUUCAGUGUUAGCAGAGCUUUAGAAGAAUGUAGGCUAUUGACACUCCAGCUUUGUGAGAGAUGUGAUUUCAUUCGAAUGUAGCCUAGCUGGGUUGCCAAUUGGGGUCAAGUUAACCCAAUUUCAUAUUUUGGUGAUUGUGGUCGCAAAGCCUGAACUCUGCUUGGUCUGACUCACCCUGUGACACUAAUUUGGCCAGUUCAUCUUUGCAGAAAACCUGAAGUUGCCAUACCAAAACCAAUUGUGAAUUGAUCUGUUUCCAAAGCAGUUUCCUUUGAACUUGAGGUGUAAACAUGUGUCCAAAAUUCUAUUGUUGAAUUUCACUUUUGCGCUGUGAACACCAUCCCCUCCAAGUUGUUAAGCACAGAUUCAUAAUUUUUAGUAUCAUAGUCAGCCAAGUUUUCACUGGUGUUCUUGAAAUGAAGAAGUUGUCACGAUUCCUGCUGCUGUCAAUCAGCAGCUUUGUGAAUCCUACUUGCACCCUCAUGACUGACCUAUCUAGAGGUGAACAAGGAAAAGCAAUGCUUUUCCCUUCCUCCUUUUUGCAUCUAUUUCUUCCCCCUCUUCUUAAGGUAUUGACUCUUCACUGUGUACAGUUCCACAGUGCCUGUAGACCUCUGGUACCUCUCACAGAUACCCCAUAUGUGACCUGUCUAGGUGAAUGCCAGCUGACUAUUCCACUGUGGAGUCAUCACGGCUUGCGCGUGACCCUGUCCUCACUCAAUCUUCACACAGCGAAGGAGGAGUCACUGAAUGGCAGAACCCCUGGCUUUUCCCCUCCUGCUCUUCUUCACCCCACCCAAUGGUGUUGAGAAACUAACUAUAGAUUUUCUUCUGCCGCCUUGGGGAAGAUUAGCUAAUUCAAUACAAACCUGAGUUAUUACUGUUUGCACAGAAAGUAUCACUUCACUGUCAUCAAAUGGAUUCGGAGGUUAAUUUGUUUGCAUGUUCAAACUGAGGUUAUUUUUGGAAGCAAGUUGGAGAUUUAUGAUUAUGGAUUUAUUAACUUCAAAAUGGUUUGACACUUUUGAGAUUGAAUUGAAAUACAAGGACAAGUUCCUUUGUAUUUUAAGUAAGUAGCUUAAAUCCUAAUUGUGUAGAUUCCGGUAAAAUAUGUACAUUUCCAUGUCAAAAGGUGUAUAUUUUUAAAUGCUAAACCCAGUUUUCAUGUUUGUGACUUCCUGAUGUACGUGGAUAAAUAAUGGCAGUGCAGCUAUUGUGUGACAUAUUCAUGAAAUAGUCUUGUCAUUAUGCAAAAGCAUAAAAAUCGUGCUCCAAUUUGCAGAAUAUCACAACAGACCACUGCAAUAGUACAGAUAGCUGGCAGCAAAGUCCAAAGACUUGCUGGCAAAGAUGUGCCUUGUUUACCACUUUCAGGAAUUGGGAGAUAGAUAAUUUCAGCAUACUUGGAAAGAAUCACCUUAACUGCUUUUAACUGUUCCGAAUCAAUAAUGACAGUUUGUUGCUGUGCUCCAAUACCCAGAUAUACUAACUUCACAUGUCAGUGGGGACAUUUUAUAAAAGUGCGUCACUAAAUUUUCAUGCAGAGUUUUAACAGCAGGUAUGCUAAACUCUAAAUAUCGUAAAACCUUUUGGUGUUCUGAAUGAGGACUGAUUAAAUACAUUUAAAAAUGAUAGUUUGUCUCUUUGCACAAAUAAUGCAACAUAAUGUUGCAGCCAACUUGAAUUAAUAAAAUACGUCUAUAAAAAUAGUAUGUACCUUCAGUAGCCUGAACCAAAACCUGAUCUUCUGUAUUGAUACAGUAACCAUGUAAUACAGGCACCCUCUUUCCUUUUCCGAUUGUAAUACUUUCUUCUGCUUUCCUAGAGGUGCCCUAUUUUUAUAAUGUAUACAAUUUAAAUUUUUAUAUUUGGAAGUUUUAAAUUCUAAGGGACUAUAUACGGAGUCGUCAGUGUAAUGAGCUUCACAUCAGUUUUGUAAAGGUUGUUCUGUAAGAAGUUUAUAUUGGUGACGUGACUGAUAAUGUUGCAUCAUGCAGUAACUCCUGAAUUAACAUUCAUUAAUAGUGUAUCCUGUAUAGUACAAUGUAUGAUAUUGUUUGUAAAUAGAAUUCACAUGCGAUAACGAUCCAGGGUUGUAUAUAUGCUUAAUAAUAUUGCUAUCAUAUGCUGUAAUUUUUGAUGGUUCUGUUUAGGUAAAGGCUAGAUUUAUUGUAUUUAGAGUGGGACAGGGCUGCAGUCACAAUAAAUAUCCAAAAUGUUGUUUUCGGGCCUAAACAGAAAUCUCAUUCUGCUUAUAGAAAUAAGUAGCACAGUGAAGAGCUGUGUCAUAAGAGCAGGUGCUUCUCCUCAUGGGAAGUUGUAAAUCUUGCUGAUGGGCUCAACUGCUUUAAAACAAUUCUUUUGAAAAGAUGCAUAAUACUGCACACUUUUUCCAAAUUGCUGUGCAGUGAGGUUCUUUAUUCAGUGGAACAAUGGAAUCCUACCCAAUUGUCACCAGAAAAUACAUGCCUGUUACAAUAAGCAGAGCCUUACAACAAACCUGUAAUUAGAAAAAGAAAUUGAGCAAAUUGAACAGAAUAAGAAACCUCCAUGAAAUGCAGCAGGUUUUGAAGUUCGAAAUAAAUUAAACUAAAUGGAUAUGGUUAAAGAAUUCAGAUUGCCUUGGUUGCCUGUGUGUGUGCGUGCGUGUGUGUGUGUUUGUGGGGGAGCUGGACACAGCUCAUGCCAUUUGUAAGCUUAGUCAUUUAAUUCAUUUAACUUUGGAAACCUAAUUCAUUCACUUAAUUUUAAGCUUCUUGGGAACUUGGCUAGUUCUGACAUUGAGUUAAGUAUACAUUGAAAUUGAGUUGAAUUGAUCUGAUGGAAAUGUUUUUAUUACAAGGUUAUAUUAUUCACAUUGAAAAAAUAGUUUCCUAUUUUAAAAUUGUAAUGGUUAAAUUAUUAACAGGUAUGACAACCAGGUUCCACUGCGGUUUCAGUCGGCUUUGCUUUUUAAUGCAUUUGCUGAUGAAAGUACAAAAGUAAAGACAAUGCCAUUGGUUCUUUGUAGAGUUCAGUUAUCAGUGCCCUAGAGCUCUAGUAUUUGUCUGUUUAUUCUAGUUCUGUCUGUUUAUUUAGAAACUCAACAGAAAGCAAAAUGUGAAAAAUUACUUGGGAUUUCAUUGCUGAGCAACUCAAAUAAAAAUGUAUUUUUUGAAUUGCCUAACUGCCUUCAAUAUCCACCUGCUUCCCAUCUUCAGUAAGAGUUAUUUUGUGGCACUGACUUCACAGAUUCCAUAUGGAAGCAGCUGACUAGUUGGCAAUUCUCUCCCUGGAGAAAAUAAGUCCCUCACCAUUUAACCUUUUUAAGAAUUACAAUGUUGAACAUUUUCACUGCAAAGAACCUUCAAGGAUUUGGGGAUAGUGCAGAAAGGUGGCGUUGAGGUAGAUGAUCAGCCAUGAUCAAACUGAAUAAUGGAGCAGGCUCAAUGGGCCGAAUUGUUUACUCCUAUUCCUAUGUUCAUGAUUUUGUUUUUAGUGUGCCAAAGUUAGCCGGUAUGUAAUUAGAAGGUAAGGAUUCAUUGGGCUGUGUAGGGAUUGGGAUGUUGAACAUUUCACUUGUAUACAUUUAUAUGACUGCUACUGUAAUUGAAAUUGCCUAUUUCAUCCUUUGUCUGUACAAUAGUCUAAUAUUAAAAUCUGGACAACAGUC